UAUACCUCCACCACUUUCAAUCCCUGGUAUACUGCCUCUCGAUAUAAAUAUAGCCAAUUCCCACCUUCUUCGACAAGUUGGGGAAGUUUUGUCCUUUUUUUUUUUUGAAUAUCUUUCUAGUCUUACGUAUUAGUUCCAAAAGAAAAAUAUGGCUUGGUUAACUAGAACUUCAAACUAUGGUUUGAAAGGUAGAAAAUUGAAAGCUUUCGUUACCUUCACCGCCGUUAUGGGUUUUUCCCUUUUCGGUUAUGACCAAGGGUUAAUGUCUGGUCUUAUUGAAGGUGAAGAAUUUAUCAAAGAAUUCUCAGCUGCUAAUAAAGAAAUUGUUGGUGAUUAUAAUGGUACCAUUAACCAAGGGGCAAUCACUUCUUGUUACGAAAUUGGUUGUUUCUUUGGUGCUUUAUUUGCCUUAUUCAGAGGUGAUAAAUUUGGUAGAAAACCUUUGGUUAUUGCUGGUUCCCUUAUCAUUGUUCUCGGUACCGUGAUCUCGACUGCUGCUUUCGGUCCUCAUUGGGGUACUGGUCAAUUCGUUGUUGGUAGAGUUAUCACCGGGAUUGGUAAUGGUUUAAAUACCGCUACUAUUCCAGUCUGGCAAUCCGAAAUGUCCAGAGCUGAAAAUAGAGGUCGUUUGGUCUGUUUGGAAGGUUCUGUCAUUGCUGUCGGUACCUUUGUUGCUUACUGGAUUGAUUUUGGUUUAUCUUAUGUUAACUCUUCUGUUCAAUGGAGAUUCCCAGUUGCUUUCCAAAUCUUUUUCGCUUUAAUUGUCUUCUUUGGUAUGGCUGGUUUACCAGAAUCUCCAAGAUGGUUGGUUGCUCAUAACAGAAAACCUGAAGCUUUGGAAGUUUUGGGUUCUUUAAAUGACUUACCAACAGACUCUGACGAAGUUUACGCUGAAGCUACCGUUAUCCAAGAUGCUGUUAACCGUUUCUCCAGAGCUCAGUUAGGUUUCAAAGAUUUAUUAUCUGGUGGUAAAAAUCAACAUUUCCAAAGAAUGGUUGUUGGUUCAACUGGUCAAUUCUUCCAACAAUUUACCGGUUGUAACGCUGCCAUUUACUAUUCUACUGUCUUAUUCAAAAACACUAUUAAUUUGAAAGGUAAAUUACCUUUAAUUAUGGGUGGUGUUUUUGCAACCAUUUAUGCUUUAGCUACUAUUCCUGCUUUCUUUUUGGUUGAUUCUGUUGGUAGAAGAAACUUAUUCUUGGUUGGUGCUAUUGGUCAAGGUUGUUCCUUUAUUAUUUCAUUUGCUUGUUUAAUUGACCCAACCACUCAAAAUGCUAAAGGUGCUGCCGUUGGUAUUUUCCUUUUCAUUGUCUUCUUUGCUUUCACCAUCUUGCCAUUACCAUGGAUUUACCCACCAGAAAUUAACCCAUUAAGAACCAGAACCGUUGCUUCUGCUGUUUCCACUUGUACUAACUGGAUUUGUAAUUUCGCCGUUGUUAUGUUCACUCCAUUAUUCAUGGAUCAAGCUGAUUGGGGUUGUUACCUUUUCUUUGCCUUGAUGAAUUUCUGUUUCGUUCCAAUCAUUUUCUUCUUCUACCCAGAAACUGCUGGUCGUUCAUUAGAAGAAAUUGAUAUCAUUUACGCUAAAGCUUUCACUGAUAAACGUCAAGCUUGGAGAGUUGCUGCUACCUUACCUAAAUUAUCCUUACAAGAAAUUGAAGACCAAGGUACUCAAUUAGGUCUUUACGAUAAUGAUUUCGAAAAGGAAAACUUUGAAACUAAAGAUAACGUUUCUUCCACCAGUUCCUCCGGUAAAGAGGGUUCAGGUGCUGAAGGUACUGAAACCCCAGCUGAAACUGGUGGUCCAUUAGAAAAAUCUCCAAGAGAAGAAACUGUCUAGAUUUAGAUUUUAAUAUACCAAAAACUCAUAUAUACCUAAUACAAAUUCCAUCAAGAGUGAAUUACGAUUCCUUUCACUUUGCAGCUUAUUUAAUAGAAAGAAAAAAAAAAAACUCAUAACUUAGCUUAAUGACUUUUUCCAUUACUAUAUAAUUUCUCA
This is a messenger RNA of Hyphopichia burtonii NRRL Y-1933, 1999 nucleotides long. It is a transcript of the gene HGT10, whose product is annotated as glucose-inactivated glycerol proton symporter. The record is from RefSeq and is a predicted model, not a curated record. Gene Ontology annotation, biological process: carbohydrate transport; transmembrane transport. The transcript has a single exon. Gene Ontology annotation, molecular function: carbohydrate:proton symporter activity. Bases 149 to 1840 code for a protein of 563 amino acids. Gene Ontology annotation, cellular component: membrane. NCBI's taxonomy places the organism in Eukaryota, Fungi, Ascomycota, Pichiomycetes, Serinales, Debaryomycetaceae.